UCCUCCCACAGCCUCCUUGGGGACUCAUCCGCCAUCCUGAGCAGUACCAUGUGGCCCCUAUGGUUCUGCUGGGCACUCUGGGUGCUGCCACUGGUGGGCCCUGGGGAGGCCCUGACGGAGGAGCAGGUUCUGGACAGCCUGCUACAGCAGCUGCAACUCAGCCAGGCACCCAUCCUGGACAGGGCCGAUGUCGAGGGACUGGCCAUGCCUCCUGAUGUGCAGGACCAGUAUGUAUCCCUGCUGCAGCGCAGCCAUGGGGACCGCUCCCGUGGGAAGAGGUUCAGCCAGAGCUUCCGAGAGGUGGCCGGCAAGUUCCUGGUGUCCGAGGCUUCGACGCACCUGCUGGUGUUUGGCAUGGAGGGACGACUGCCACCCAACAGCGAACUGGUGCAGGCUGUGCUGCGGCUCUUCCAGGAGCCUGUCCCCAAGGCUGCGCUCCGCAAGCAAGAGAGGCCGUCCUCGCGCAGUAACCGGGUUCGGGUCACCAUUGAGUGGCUGCGUGUCCGCGACGAUGGCUCUAACCGCACCUCCCUCAUAGACUCCAGGCUGGUGUCCAUCAAUAAGAGCGGCUGGAAGGUCUUCGACGUGACCGAGGCCGUGAACUUCUGGCAGCAGCUGAGACGGCCUCGGCAGCCUCUGCUGCUGCAGGUGUCGGUGCAGAGGGAGCAUCUGGGUCCAGGGGCCUCGAACGCCCACAAACUGGUCCGCUUCACCGCGCAGGGGGCAGUGGGCGCUGAGCAGACCGAGCCCCAGCUGGAGUUGCACACGCUGGACCUCAAGGACUACGGAGCUCAAGGCAAUUGUGACCCCGAAGCACCAGUGACCCAGGGCACCCGCUGCUGCCGCCAGCAGACAUACUUGGACCUCCAGGGGAUGAAGUGGGCUGAGAACUGGGUCCUGGAGCCCCCUGGCGUCUUGACCUAUGAGUGUGUGGGCAGCUGCCUGCAGCUCCCAGAGCCCCUGACCAUCAAGUGGCCAUUUCUUGGACCAAGACAGUGCAUCGCUUCAGAGACAUCCUCACUGCCCAUGAUUGUGAACAUCAAGGAAGGAGACAGGACCAGGCCCCAGGUGGUCAGCCUGCCCAACAUGCGGGUGCAGAAGUGCAGCUGUGCCUCAGAUGGAGCCCCUGCACCAAGGGGGCUCCAGCCCUAGGCACCCUGUAUAGCCACUGAGGCCUCUGACCAGACGUGUAUAGAAGCAGGUCUUAAUGUAGGUCUUAAUUUUACAGUGAGCAAUUUGCCCUGUUCCAGUUUAGUGCCUCCAUAUUACUUUUGCCCUGGGUUCUUCCAGUUCCUGUCCUUCUUGUCCAUCACCCAUCCUAAGCACUUACUGAGUAAAUAAUGCAGUUUCAGAUGCUGAGUUCCAGUAGGAGACCCUGGCCUACUUAGCUGAGCAUAUGACAGAGCAAUGAACAGAUUGUCAGCUCAGAGUUUCUAUUCUCUGGCAAAUUCUCAACUGAGUAGGGAAUAAACCCUAUCAUGAAGGCUGGGGAAAUAGAACUGAUUUACUCUAUUAUCUGAUGAAUUAAAACAAUAAACAAUAAAAAAAAAAAAACUCUGCUUCCCUUACACAAGGAGGAUAUCUGAAAAACAGACCUGUCUCCCCCAAAUACUGACUGAGACUUUUGUAAAAGUACCUAGAACCCUGUUUCCCUGAGAGGGUGGUUGAGGAGGGAGGAUGAAGGGUUUCAGGCAGGGGGUUGGAGAUAGGGAAUCAGGACACCUGGUUUCUGAAUCUGAUGGGGCUAAAAGCCAGGACUUCCAGCAAAUGCAGACUUUGGAUUCCUGUGUCCUCUUAAAAAGGAGGAGUGUGCUUCUGCUCCCAGACUUCACUGCCCCAGGGAUCUGACAGUCCCUCACACUAUCUUCUACUCCACAGACAUUGCCUGUGUGUAUUUAGGUGAUCCUCCACUGUUUUAGAGAACUUAUCACCAGAGACCACAUGUAUUUACAUGUUGCUGUUUUUUAUAUUUAGCAAAACCAAUUACAUGUAGAUAAUAUGAAGAAAUAAAAUAAAAGUGAUAUUUCA
Sciurus carolinensis (gray squirrel) is the source of this 2028-nucleotide messenger RNA. It is a transcript of the gene Lefty2, whose product is annotated as left-right determination factor 2. Gene Ontology annotation, molecular function: cytokine activity; growth factor activity; transforming growth factor beta receptor binding. The record is from RefSeq and is a predicted model, not a curated record. The transcript has 4 exons. The coding region runs from base 49 to 1152 and encodes 367 amino acids. NCBI's taxonomy places the organism in Eukaryota, Metazoa, Chordata, Mammalia, Rodentia, Sciuridae. Gene Ontology annotation, biological process: BMP signaling pathway; SMAD protein signal transduction. Gene Ontology annotation, cellular component: extracellular region.